Vicia villosa (hairy vetch) is the source of this 1551-nucleotide messenger RNA. Its product is annotated as ankyrin repeat domain-containing protein EMB506, chloroplastic. Lineage: Eukaryota; Viridiplantae; Streptophyta; Magnoliopsida; Fabales; Fabaceae. Gene Ontology annotation, cellular component: chloroplast outer membrane. The coding region runs from base 140 to 1084 and encodes 314 amino acids. The transcript has 8 exons. Gene Ontology annotation, biological process: protein targeting to chloroplast. The record is from RefSeq and is a predicted model, not a curated record. Gene Ontology annotation, molecular function: chloroplast targeting sequence receptor activity; protein binding.
AAGUGGUAGACAAAAUGAGAAGAAAGAAAACACAAGAGUAGCAGCAGGAUCGGUUUUGUUUUCAGUAGGGAACUGACGCAUAAAAGGAUAGGAAAAGGCGCGGGAGUGAGCCUCUUCAACUUGUUUUCAAUCCCGAUAAAUGGAUUGUUUGGCUACAACAUCUGUUCUUUCUAAUCAUUUUGCUCCAUUUUCUACCAUCAAUACUAAUUCGGCAGUCAGUUUCCAUAGAAUUUACAGAAGUUCAACCGAAGAAAAGUUAUGUCUCUCUUUCUCUAGGGAUAAUUAUACAGUUGGGAGGAAUGCUGCAAUGAAAUCAAGCAGAGAAGUAUCUUAUUUGAAAACCCAACAACAACAUGGAACUUGGGAAGAACCAGAUAUUGCUAGUGACAGUGAGAGUGAUAGUGAAGAAGAUGAGAGCCUUGGAUUUGGAAGUGAUGGGGAAGAGACAGAGACUUCACAAUCUGCCGGUGUUAAUAUCACCGCUCAGGCCGAGUAUGAGCGUAUUAAGGAAGAGGUUGAACAGCUUUUGGAACCAGAAGAAAGAAAAAUAUUGCAACAAAAUGUAACUCCUAACUUGGAAAAAAUAUCAUCUGAAAAAUGGAGCCCACUGCACUCUCUUGCGUUAUCGCUGCAAAUUUAUAGCAUGGACCAGCUUGUUGAAAAUGGUUACGAUAUUGAUUUCGUCAAUAAGGAAGGUCUCACUGCACUUCACAAGGCAAUUAUAGGUAAAAAGGAAGCGGUUAUAAGCCAUCUUUUACGGAAAGGUGCAAGUCCUCAUGUCAAGGAUAAGGAUGGAGCUACUCCACUUCAUUAUGCAGUCCAAGUUGGUGCAAAGCAAACUGUGAAAUUAUUGAUUAAAUACGACGUCGAUGUCAAUGUUGCAGACAACGAAGGUUGGACUCCAUUGCACGUUGCUAUUCAAAGCCGGAAUAGAGAUAUAGCGAAAAUUUUGUUAGUCAAUGGUGCAGAUAGGAUGAUGAAAAAUAAGGAUGGAAAAACAGCGUUGGAUCUAAGCUUAUGUUAUGGAAAAGACUUCAUGUCGUAUGACCUUGCUAGAUUAUUGAAGGUAGUUCCAGUCUACUGAGUUCUAUAAUGUGCGAGGUGUAAUCGAACCGAGCAAGGUUGAAAUUUCUGUUAAAUGUUAUGUGUUUCCAAUUGGUGCUUCAAGCUUGUUCAAUCGUCCGAGAUCUUAGAGACGGAUCUUUCUCAAAAUGAUGAAACCUUUGAUGGAAUCUUCGACAUCAAUGAUCCUUGGAAUACUUUAACUCACAUAGCUUUUGUGAAAAACCAAAUACAUAGUGCAGACUAUAAGUCUUGAUAUUGGUUAGCUGCAGACAAAGUGCUUAGAAAAUGACUCAAUUAUUAUCCGUGAGGAAUUACUAAAGCUGAUGAUCACUCUACAUGGAAAAUUAUUUCAAAUUUGUAAGAAUGAUGUAUCUAAUGUAUGAUUGUGUUUUUUAUAAUGAAUUGUAAUAAGUAGAUGUGGUUCAUAAAUUUCUGUUUCAUUGCAAAGUUUGUAAUAUUUAAAUGAUAGAUAAGAAUUUCUGUUGA